AUGCUUGCCCUCGCAUGGAUUCCCAUGUGGAUCCAUGCAUUAACAGGGUGCUUCCAUGUAUUGAACCACAUGACAGAACAAACGAUUGCAGAAGUUUUCUUGAAACUAGACCACAUUUGCACUCAUUGUGAUCAGGGAGUACAAGUGGAUCACGAUAGUACUGGUCGUUGGCCGUUACAAAGCGUUAACUCAAAUCCAAUUUCUACCACAAUGGUUACAGCAACAGCAUUAGCUCUACCAUCUGAUUCAUCUCUUGGUCGAAAAGUAUCAAAUGCUUCGACGACUUCUUCAGGUGCUUACUCUGAAUUAUCUCGUUCAUGUGGAGAAGACUCAACAGACUCUGCUCUUUAUUCACAUUUUAUUAUUAAAUGUAAUUUAAAUUCAUCACAAACCACCACAAUUCCAAAAGUACCCCAGGCAAACACAUCAUUUUCACCUCGAGUUAAAAUAACAUCACAUCAAUCACCUCUUCUUCAACAGCCACCAUCAACAAUUGAUAUACGAACGUCAAGAUUUGAUCAAACAUCUACAUCUACAUUGUUCACUCACAAGCAAAAAGACACAUUGUCUGUAAAAGAAUAUAAUCGAUUAAAAGCAUCACCGAAUUUAACAGUGACAUCAUACGACUUUUCAUCAUCUGCUAGUGCACCGGAAUUUUCACUCGAAGCCGAUGAUGAUAAAAGUAGUAAUGAAAAUGAAGAAGAAGAAGUAGAAGAGGAUAAUUUUGAACAAGAUCGAAAUAUCACGGAUAAUACUACAGUCGAUUAUAACACUAAAAUUCCAGCAAGCGCAAGACAGUCAUCGCAAUCAAAUCCAUCGCCUCAAGUACGAAAAAAAUUAUUUGACGAUGCAAGUAAACGACAAAUACCAAGAAGUAAAAGUGAAGUGAACACAAUACCACCAUUAUUGACCAAUCAACAAAAACUGCCUAGAACAAUGAUAAUUAUCGAUAAUUGGAAUAAUUGUCUAUGA
This is a messenger RNA of Didymodactylos carnosus, 972 nucleotides long. Lineage: Eukaryota; Metazoa; Rotifera; Eurotatoria; Philodinida; Philodinidae. The record is from the annotation of a GenBank genome assembly.